Molecule: messenger RNA, 2288 nt
Organism: Cuscuta campestris
Lineage: Eukaryota; Viridiplantae; Streptophyta; Magnoliopsida; Solanales; Convolvulaceae
Source: the annotation of a GenBank genome assembly
CUGAUUUUCUUUCACAUACAAACAGCAUGAAACUUCACAUCCAAUGGCCAAUCUUGUCUCAUCGUCCUGAGUGGGUCGGGAGAAAGACCCAAAUUCAGCUCACGAGAAAGUAGGCGCACCGCACACCCAUUCAUCUCAAAUUCGCUGCUGGAAACUCCACCCGUGGCACUCUUUUUCUUGCUUCCGAGAUUCUUGCGCACCAGCUGUUUGAUAAAAGUCCAUGGCGACUGGAUGUUGCGUUGCUACUGCUCAAACCCAUUAUGGACUCGGCAGUUCUGAUAUCGGCUUGCCCUCCUAUUCUUCUUCUUGGACUCCGGGCCAUAAACGUAACCAUGCCAGGUCUUUCUUCAAGCUGAAGCCCAGUGGAGGGUGUCGAAUCAGGUGCCAGUCAGCUAACACAGAUGAGCAGAAACCAAGGAUGAAUUUUUUAGACAAUGCGAGCAACCUCCUCACUAGCUUGUUGAGUGGGGGAAAAAUUGGGUCCAUGCCGAUUGCUGAAGGUGCUGUCUCUGAUCUUUUUGGUCGACCACUUUUCUUCUCAUUGCAUGAUUGGUUCUUAAAGUAUGGCCCGGUGUACAAACUUGCUUUUGGGCCAAAAGCAUUUGUUGUUGUAUCAGAUCCUAUUGUUGCGAGGCAUAUUCUUCGUGAAAAUGCAUUCUCAUAUAGCAAGGGAGUUCUUGCUGAAAUUCUGGAACCUAUAAUGGGAAAAGGAUUAAUACCUGCUGACCUUGAUACUUGGAAACAAAGAAGAAGAGUCAUUGCUCCUGGAUUCCACACUUCAUACUUGGAAGCCAUGACAGAAGUAUUCACCAAUUGUUCUGAAAGAACAAUAUUGAAAUUUGAAAAGCUAUUAGAAGGAGAAGAGUCAAAAGGUGGAAAAACAAUUGAAUUGGAUCUUGAGUCAGAAUUUUCAAAUUUGGCUUUGGAUAUUAUUGGUCUUGGCGUUUUCAAUUAUGAUUUUGGUUCUGUCACCAAGGAAUCACCUGUAAUCAAGGCAGUAUAUGGUACUCUGUUUGAAGCUGAGCAUCGGUCCACAUUCUAUAUUCCUUAUUGGAGGAUUCCUCUGGCAAGGUGGUUAGUGCCCCGUCAAAGAAAAUUCCAGAAAGACCUUAAGGUCAUAAAUGACUGCCUAGAUGGCCUCAUAAAACUUGCCAAAGAGACCAGGCAGGAAACAGAUGUUGAGAAACUACAGCAGAGGGACUACCUAAACCUUAAGGAUGCAAGCGUGUUGCGUUUUUUAGUUGAUAUGAGGGGUGCCGAUGUUGAUGAUCAUCAGCUAAGAGAUGACUUGAUGACAAUGCUUAUUGCUGGCCACGAAACAGCUGCAGCUGUUCUUACUUGGGCUGUUUUUCUGCUAUCGCAACAUCCAUCUAAAAUGAAGAAAGCCCAGGUGGAAAUAGACACUGUACUUGGGCAGGGAAGAACAACCUUUGAAUCAGUCAAAAAAUUGGUCUACUUACGACUUAUUGUUGUGGAAGCUCUGCGUUUGUACCCACAGCCUCCAUUGCUUAUCAGGCGCUCUCUUAGACCAGAUAAAUUACCAGGAGGUUACAAUGGAAACAAGGAUGGAUAUGCAAUUCCAGCUGGUACGGAUGUAUUCCUUUCUGUGUAUAAUCUCCAUAGGUCACCAUACUUCUGGGACAAGCCGGACGAGUUUGAACCUGAGAGAUUUCAAAUUCGAAAGGAAAGUGAAGGAAUUGAUGGGUGGGCCGGGUUUGAUCCAUCUAGAAGCCCGGGAGCGUUAUACCCUAAUGAGAUCAUAUCAGACUUUGCAUUCUUGCCUUUUGGUGGUGGACCAAGAAAAUGUGUAGGGGACCAAUUUGCCCUCAUGGAAUCAACCAUAGCAUUGGCAAUGCUGCUUCAGAAGUUUGACAUCAAGUUGAAAGGGUCACCGGAGUCUGUGGAGCUCGUUACUGGUGCAACCAUUCAUACAAAGAAUGGGUUAUGGUGCAAAUUGAAGAAGAGGUCAAAUUCUGCACUUAAAAUCUCUCUUUAACUUCCAAAUCCAUAAAGUUCAUUGGAUGUUCUUCUUUGGUACCACACUGUAAAAUCUUAUGUAAAUGCAAUUUAUUGGUUGUAGGAGUAUUUUAUUCAGAGUCCUGAAAUUCCCAAAGAUAUGUUUGAUUUUGUGUCUAGUCCCCUUGUUCCAAAAUGAAGUUUAUAUCAUCAAAAAAAAUAUGUGGCUCACCAUAUUUCUUCUCGAGUCUAAUUUUAACCAUAUAUUUUUUUUAUUUUUCAGUAUUUUUAAAAACUUUUUGAAGCCAAAUCGAUAAACUUUGUUUUGGGAU